GCUGGCAACCUGCUGACCCAGAGCACAGCAACAACAAGGGAUAAGACGCGACUACUGGGGGUUCACAUGAUCGUGUUUUCAUGCUCGAAUGAACAAAUCUAAAAACUGCUGAGCCAGAUUCAGCUGCGAGUUUGGGUUCCGGGUUAAACUUAAAGAAGAAAGGCAAAGGAUACGGAUUGGGAGUUGUUUUUAUGCGAUCAACUGGUGAAAUUACAUUAGCUUGCUGAACCUUAUUUUUUCUUUCUGUGUUGUACGCUUUUCUACUCGCAUCAUUGAUGUAGAAUAAUUGUGUUAGUGUCGGAAGUUUAUGUUUAACAAUUAAUUGAACCCCGUAAUUGUUCUCGCCCUGAACGUAAACAGCGCAAAUUGGGUUGGACUGAAGUAGUACAAGCAGCGUCGAAAAGAGUGGAGGAAGCAGCAGGAUUCCUAAAACCAUUAUGCAAUAAAAUGAAACCGGACGCACUGUGAACAAAAGUAACGAAUGUCGUUAAGGUUCAAUUGACAUACGUGGGGAUAUCACCAACAUUCAAUAUAGGCUAAUGGCUAACGUAAACCAGACAGAGGUGUAUCCUUACGAACAGGUUGUUAUUUUGAUUUCGUGCGCGCUGUCAUUUUUGGGAUCUAUCCUGAUAAUAUGCACCUAUCUCAUUUGGAAAGAUUUAAGGACCAAACCAAGAAAGCUCCUCGUGUAUCUAUCUAUCGCCGACUUGCUGUCUGCGAUUUCUUACUCCUAUGGAGUUGGGAAGGUUUUCACCUCGACGACUUGGGACUGCGUUCUGCAAGGAGCGAUAUCCACUUUUUCCAAUACAAGCUCGUUUUUCUGGACAGUGGCGAUUGCAGUUUACUUGUAUAUUUUUAUCGUAUUGUCCAAUCAGAGACUUGCUGACCGCCUGGUGCUAUGGUUCCACAUAAUCAGCUGGGGCGUACCCCUGCUGAUCACGGUGGUGGCCGUCUCCGAGCACAAGAUCGGGUACGAUGCCUCGGAGGUGUCUGUGGGCUGGUGCUGGGUCAGCAUCGACGCCUCCUACCAUGUGCUGUGGAUGCUGCUGACGGGGAAGAUCUGGGAGUUCGCAGCCUACGUCACCCUCCCUGUCCUCUACAUCCUGAUCAAGCGACACAUCCAUGGAGCGCAUGCCGCACUGUCAGAGUACCGGCCCAUUCUGGCCAGCAGCAUCCAGGCCCAGUCACGCUCGUCCAUGGCUGACAGGAAGAUGACCUUCAUCCCCAUCAUCUUCAUCAGCCUUCGGAUAUGGAGUAGCCUGCGCUUCCUGCUCAUGCUGGUGGACUCCCCAGCUCUCCAGCACCCCCUGCUGGUCACUCUGCAUGGGAUUGGAAACACCUUCCAGGGAGCAGCCAACUGCAUCAUGUUCGUGCUGUGCACAAAGCCGGUGCGGUCGCGACUGCUCAACACCGUCUGCUGCUGCAGCUGCGCAGAAAACAGCAGCACGGACAUGUCCGUCCAAGAGCCUCCCAGCGAAGACGCUCCUGUCCGGCACGAGAACACGGUCCCACGCCGGUGGGGCGAGGACUGCUGACCCAAACCUUCACGACUGGACCACUAUGCUGGAACUACAGGUGCCCUUAGCUAUGAACUAGCAGCGGCGGGGAGUCCGUCCAGUGCCUUUUUAUUCCGGAAAGUGCCUUCAAGGACAAGGCGACAUGGCUCAGGCAGUAAGAGCAGUCGUCUGCCAGUCGGAGGGUUGCCGGUUCGAUUCCCUGCCCUGGCUGUGUCCAAGUGUCCCUGAGCAAGACACUUAACCCCCAUUUGCUCCUGACGAGCUGGUCGGUGCCUUGCAUGGCAGCCAAUCGCCAUUGGUGUGUGAGUGUGUGUAUCAAUGGGUGAAUGAGAACCAUCAAUUGUACAGCGCUUUGGAUAAAGGCGCUAUAUAAAUGCCAACCAUUUACCAUUUACAAAGGACUAACUGAAACACGCACAGCAGCCGGUCUGGCCACACUAAUGCAACCCGUGAUUCAGAUGUACAUAUAGGGGCUGUUUACAGGGUUUUCUUUCCUUAAUUGUCCUUAAUAUGCAUGUACAGUAAUUUCCUCUCUCUGGUUUCAUCUCAGGAUGAGUAAUGUUAUGUCAAUCAUGCCGUUGUUUGAGUCAUCCAAAUCAACACCAGUUUGGGCGGUGUACUGUCUGUGAAUGCGUAUCACUUUUGGCUGCAGAUUUCCAGGUAACUGAAGAGAAGUUGCCAAGGCUGUAAUGAUCAGUCUUGGCAACUUAGUUAUCUUUGACCAUCUGUCUAUAAUGCAUACAAUAUGGGUCUGCAAGGAAAAUCAUGGGAAGGGUAUGCUGCAAUUCACACUUUAUACUGGUGUAUAGUACUAACCUCUGCAUUGUCACAAUGGUAACAAUAGUAAGACAAUCUUGGUGUCCCACAAUUGUAGCAAUUGUAGUGCCUUAGCAUUAUUGCAUCAAUGAAUUCAAAUGUUUUUAUAUCUGAUCUCUGUCUUUGUGAUGAGUGAAUAUGAGAUGACCUUCAGGGAGAAAAUGGUCAAUAUUCCUUGAAUAUGAAUACUCUCACACUUUGCGAUUAUGUUUUAUAUCUGUAGAUAAUGUUUGUUUUGUAAAAUGGUUUUUUUUGGUACUAUUUUAUAUGUAUGGAUUUAUUAUACUUGCUGUGAAUGUAAAAAAUAGCCAAAUGUUUGUACUUUUGAGGCCUUUGAAAGCAGUAUGUUUAUUAUUUAGUUCAAUUUGGUUUCAUUUUAAUCCUGUAUGCUGCCUUUUGUAAAAAAAGUCCUCAAUAUGGAAUGGGUGCAUUCCGACUGUCUCAAUUUAUGAAUUAUGGAUUAGAUUCAAAGAUAAAAAUCGGUAAAAGUUCAGAUUUGAAGCCAAAGAGGAUAUAAAGUAUGGCAUAAAGGAAAAGGGUUUUUACACAGCCUCGUGACUGUGGGGUGAAAAGUGUACUGUACUGUAAAUGAUUCAUGUUUACCUGGUAUUUUUAUGAGGGUUGUGUAUUUUCACUUAUUCAUUUGCGUAGCAUAAAUUCCAUUUUGUGGCAUAAAGGUGACUAAAAUACUGAAUCGCAAA
Messenger RNA from Conger conger (European conger), 3034 nucleotides. RefSeq names its product G protein-coupled receptor 157 (gene gpr157). Gene Ontology annotation, molecular function: cAMP binding; G protein-coupled receptor activity. The record is from RefSeq and is a predicted model, not a curated record. NCBI's taxonomy places the organism in Eukaryota, Metazoa, Chordata, Actinopteri, Anguilliformes, Congridae. Gene Ontology annotation, biological process: adenylate cyclase-activating G protein-coupled receptor signaling pathway; cell surface receptor signaling pathway. Gene Ontology annotation, cellular component: plasma membrane. The coding region runs from base 540 to 1535 and encodes 331 amino acids. The transcript is spliced from 4 exons.